Messenger RNA from Dermacentor albipictus, 10870 nucleotides. It is a transcript of the gene p, whose product is annotated as WD40 repeat domain-containing protein pink. Gene Ontology annotation, biological process: developmental pigmentation. The record is from RefSeq and is a predicted model, not a curated record. Gene Ontology annotation, molecular function: protein binding. NCBI's taxonomy places the organism in Eukaryota, Metazoa, Arthropoda, Arachnida, Ixodida, Ixodidae. Gene Ontology annotation, cellular component: cytoplasm.
GGAGCCACUUGUGCUCAUCGUUAUGGAUCACACACUGUCAUGGAUGUGAACCCAAGGCUGAUCUCGAGGAUAAACUCAAGGAUUUAGACUGUCCUACCAUGGAAUAAUGUAUCACAGCUGUCUAUGGAUGAACUCGCAACUCUACAGCAUCGUUUUGAACGAAGCACGCAUUUGACAGCAUGGCCUACACUGUGCCAGCGACGAGAAGUAAUCAUGUGGGGAUCACUGUGUCCUAGUGCCAAGUGGUCAGGCUGUGCCGCAGCUUAUCUAGCCAACGCGCAUGGCCGAAGGUGGAGCCGAGCUGACCUCACAGGCACCCUUUGUACUGGCAGAGUACCAGUCGCUUGAUGGCAUCCUUGAACCGAUCAGAAACCUCACUAGGGUCAAGUAUGCCUGCUUCGACGCAUCCAAACGGUACCUCGCCUUCGGGGCUACAACUGGAGAUGUCUUCAUGUUUCAUCGAGACACCACUGCAUACAUUACAACAAUCACAAACAAGGAGGGUGCAGUGUCCCAGGUUGCCUUGGCACCAGAUGACUUCGUCCUUGGUGUUGCCACUAGUCGUGGGCACGUUGUCGUCCUGGAGCACAAUGCCAGGAAGCCCGCAGUGCAGGCACAGAGGCUGCAGCUGUCUUUUGAGCACAAGGGAAGUGUGGUCACAUGCCUGGAGUGGAACAGUGUGGGGACACGACUCUUUGCCGCCGACAAUACUGGAAAGGUUUCCAUCCUCAAUGUGUCUACAUCUAAGGCCAAAAGUUUGUUCCAGUCACCACCAAGCACUCUGAUGCGCUUAGACUCCAAAGUUGUGCAACUGAACUUCGCACAAGAUCGGCUGCUUGCUUCAACGUUGACAAGAUGUUAUCUCGGCGAUACAAUCAGAGAAAAGUUCACUCAAGUUGGCAAGAAGCUGAGGGACGGCGAGUUUGGUGGCUGUUUCUACCCAGGCAGCAAGCCUCAGGACUCUAUGUGCAUUUACGCAGCCCGUCCAGGGUCUAGGAUAUGGCAGGCUGAUCUCAAGGGCAGCGUGCUCAAAACUCACCAGUUCAAGGAAGCUCUUGCCAUCAAUCCAGUCAAAUUAGUCACAUAUAGGUCCGAUACUAGCAUUCUUGGAAGCACAGCAUCCUCAGCCUCAACAACAGCAUUUACUAAGCUACUGACUGUAUGGGCAAGCAGUCACAACUUGCCAUAUCUGAUAUCAUGGAGUUCCAACGGCCUUUAUGUAAUUGAUCCACAAGCAGGAGAGAUAGUUCUGUGGAAUGACGAGCUGAAAGAUGUGAAAGAUUUGAGGUGUGUGCGCAACAACAUUUACAUCCAACUGCACAGUGGCGAAUUCUGUGCCUGUGGCCUGCUGACACCAGUGCAAGCUGUCCUGUGCCUCCUGCAGCACAAUCAUGCAACGCUUUGUGGUCAGUUUCUCUGCCAAAACCAGCUUCUGAUUCCUAAGCCAGCCUUUGAAAAGACUCUGUCCAGCGAACUGUGCUUUGAACUCCACGACAAACUUCAGGAGGCCGGUCAGGUUUCAUUGGCCGUGUCUGUUGCAAAGGUACUCUUGGACAGCUACGAUGUUGACAUCACUAACAAGCCAGCUAAGCCAAAGGUUGAUCUUGCCAAAGAAGAGUGCUUAGACCCAGCAUCGUCUAACCUUGCACAUGUGUCUGUUGAGCGUGCGCCAACCAAACGACGCAGCAGAGAAGCCCAGAAAUCCAAGGAUGAAUUGGGUGUUUCUUCACCUCGUCACGUCCGCUGUCACUCAUCGGAGCCUGUCAAGACCCAUCUGGUGUCCAGCCCAAGACCUGUGCGAAAAACAGUGAGGCGUGGAAGUGAUCCUCCACCACUGGGCACAUUAGACAAAAUACCAUCGGCUGAGUCCUCUUUGAAACUCAAGCCAACCAAGGCAUGCAGUCCAAGACCAGCCCGGAGAACCGUGGGCUUGUCGAGUGGGCAGAGAGAAAGAAGCCUGAGCCUGGAUGCUCCUCGACAGGUAACACACGAAUCUCAGCCAUCACGAACACUCUCAGAGAGGCCGCGGCAGCUACCAACUGUAGCCAAGAGCUCUGCAUUUGUGGGCCUCAGCGUGGGAAGCCGUGAUCAGAACAAGGAGACAGCAAAAGUCGGCAGCAGUAACAGUUCAGGCAGGGAGACUCCCGAGGACUCCGAAGUGUCACCGACCCCAGGGUGCUCCGUGGCUGAACGGGGCAACAACAAGAAGGCCUAUGGGAGUGCUCUGCGGAUAUUACCAGCCAUUCCUGCAUCGCCCUUGGAUUCACCAAUGAGUCCUUUGGACAGGGUAGACCCGGAGGUGUUGGCCAGCAUGUAUGCUGAACAAGAUGUGGGCUACGAAAGCGUCUACCAGUACCUCAGCCUGGGCGUGUAUGGCUCAAGCCUUGUACCUGCUGCCUUCACCAUGCGAGGCACUGACCUUGCUCAGCUAGCUAAUGUUGCUGAUCUUGCGAAGCUUCGAGAUACGCUUUCAUCGAGGCUAUCCAAUGGAAAGGACUCCAUACUGAAAAACCUCCGUGGCCUGGAGAGCAAGUUAAAGUACUUUUCAGUGGACCAAGCUGCAGACGUGGGCCUCGCAUCUCCAUUGUCUGUGGUACCAGAGUGCACUCCAGCUGAGCCUAACUUAAAGCCAGCAGAAAAUUUUAGCAAGCACUUGACACCAAAGGAUGAGUUUUGGUCUUUCCUGCCUGGUGUGAACAGCAGCUUCAUUGAGGCAACGCUGCAAGCAAGCUCAAAUGCCAGUGACCCCGGCAUAUUUUACCAUGGUCCCAGCCUUGUCAUGGUCCUUGAAGAAUGGCUUGACGCUCUACAUUCCGCUCAGAUUUCUAUAGUCAACCAGAUCGCAUCUACAGAGACAGCAAAGCUUCCUGCUGUUAUAAGCCACUGUGAUAGUGUACAGAAGUCACCCGAUGAAACAUUCUCUUCUCCCAGCUCCCAGAGUGAGGCUAGAAUCAGUGCGCAAGUGAACCUUAUCAAAUCCAUCUUCACCAGCGAUCCGUUUCGCCUCCCUUCCGAAGUGGCAGAGAAGGCUCGGGAGUUGGCUAUGCUGUGCUUUCAAACACGAACACUGGGCAGUGUGGAAAGAGUUGCCACAAAGGUGUCCGAAGUUGAGAGUCGUGAGAAACUUACGUCGUCACUGUAUAACGGCAGCUCUGCUGCCACGGACAAUAAACUCUCCAAGCACAGUAGUACAAAUUCGCUCGGGAGUGAGGACACUUCGACGCACUGCGACCUCAGUCUUUCAAUGCGGUCCUCGGCAUCUGAGAAGUACGGGUUUCACCUCUCCGAGAUGCCAACCGUCGACUCCUGCAGCGAAUCGGCCAUGUUCCAGAGCAUGUCUUCGUCUUGCGGAGGUUUCUCAAUCAAUUUGGACUUCCGGCCUGAAGAAUCAGGGCAGCAGCAAGAUGCACUCUGUGUUAGGAAAAUGUCUCUCGGUCAGUGCAGGCAAGAGACGAAUGGUGAUGGAACUGAGAGUGCAAAUCAGGAGCAGGGUGUGGCAGACCUUGCCACUGUUUCAGGUGCUUUGCCCAGUCAGUCUCCUCUUCGAGAGAAUGAGAAUGUCAGCAUGCGUGAAGAUGCAGCAGUGCCAACAGAAGGCUCUAAAGUUUCUAGAGACGAGUGUUCGGGUGCCAUCGGUGUGAAUGGUUUUGCGUCGCACGAAGCAGUGGAUUCAUGCCAAAGUGUAGCAGGCGAGGGUUUCACAGGCCAAAGAAACUUGUCAGUUUACAGUGAUCUGUCGCCUAGUCAGGGUUCUCAAAGCGAAGCCACAUCAGUUUCCUGGAUGCCAAUGAUUGCACAGAGUAAGGAGAAGACAGAGUUGUUCAAAAACCAUGUAAAUGAUGCCAAAACUGCACUCUUCAUUCGGUAUUACUUUCACCUCCUUGACCUUGAAGUUGUGUGGGACGUUGUGCAGCUCACGGAGAAUCCAUGUUUUGAGACGUGGAGCACUGUAGUGUUGGGUGUGCUCCAAGAGUUGAAGGCUCGACAUCGGAAUGAAAGUGGUCCUGAACAUCUGGUCAUCAUCGCGCAUCAGGUGGAAAGGUUGGCCAAUCAACCAUGGCUGCUUCUACCCUACCUUGUGCUAUUACAUGAAGUGGCACAGGAGAAAUUGGAAGACACGUUCACCAAGAAAGCCAGCUGUCUGUCAGCAAGAGACAUCUUCUACUUCACCCGGCUGUGCAAGGUGGAAUCCUUUUUUCUCGGAGCCAUGCAGGGUGCUCUAAGCUGUUUCACCUUGCCACAGAUGCUCUCGUCAUUUCGCAAGUACCUUGAGAAUGAAGAGGUUCGGUGGGAGUGGGUAACGCAGUGCUUGCAAUCUGUAAAUAAUGAGUGCCUCAAGUGUUCCUGCGGAGCUCCAAGCUACAACUCACACAAAACUAACUGGCCUAUGUACGAGCACUUAAAAGCCGUGUUGUGCAACAAGGACUGGAUAUCCCAGAAAAGCUUGGAGCUUUGUCGGACAUAUGCGUUUUGGCCUGGCUACCUCUGUGCACUAAAGCACUUGGGUCAUCGUACGGAGCACCUUGUGAAUGUGAUACAGCUGGGAGAUGCUGAGCUGCUUAUGCCAGACAAUUUUCUAGGGUUUGUGCCAGAGUCCCCCCAGGAAUGGAAGUUGGCGAUGGAGCUGGUCGGGCGUCAUCGCACUGAGAAGGUUGUUGUGGUCACGUGCUUGUCAUGCGGGAAACCCCACAAGUCAAUGGAGGGCCAGAUGCCCCUGACGGUGCAGAGCGUAGCUCAACGCAUGCUGGCCUCUCUAGGAUUCGAGCAGGCAGCCGCGGUCCUCCAUGAGCUGAAUCUGCCUCGCAACUCUUUAGGCCAGGGCUUCUACCUCGCCAGUGUGCUUCUAACGCUCAUUGAACAGCAACAGGCUGCCCUGAGCCACCGCAUGUUAUCUCGCCUGGAGAGCUAUGUCUGGUCACGGAGGCCUGUCACACUACCACCUCAGGUUGCCGAUGUCCUUGACAGGGAGAAGCAGGGUCUGGCUGGCCAUGACGAACUGACAGAUGUGCAGCUGCAAGGAUCAUUUGUGGAGGAGCCUGAAAGCCACUGGGGGGGCAACAUUCCUCUUCUCUCAAAUUGUUUUCUCUGUGGGCUGCCUCUGGGAACUACUGUUAGCACACAUGCCGUCGUUAUGUGCCACUGUGGUCACUGCUUCCAUGAGAGCUGUCUUCCUAGUCCAGGAGACUUUUGUGUAAUCUGCAAGGAGGAGCAUAUCUGGAAGCGAUGAUAGCAUUUGUGAUGUUACGGCACAUUUGAGUCAACAAUGGCUGCUUGCCGUGCAGCCAACUCAACAGCGCCUUUAACUCCUGCCAGGUUGCGCCUCAUCAGAAGGAAGUGUUUGUCGUCGAGAUUUCUUGCUUGCUAUGUAUGUGUGUGCAUUGUUGAGACAAGUGGCAAUAGCGGUACUCUGUGCCAUGUUGUGUGCUAGCCCUUGAAAGUCUGCUGUGUUGUCCUCAGGCUGCAACAUGCCAGAUUGCACCGCCAUCAGCAUUUUGCAAGUUACCUGUUAGCCAGUUCAAACCACUUAGUAGUGAGAGACUGUGACCUUUCCCACCACAAGAAACUAGAUGUUAGUUUGCUUUACAGCUUGAUGAAUGGAUGGUUCCGGUAAUAAUGCGCUGGUGUAUAAGUGGCAACCAUGUGGAGUGUAAUUACUAGUUUUAUCUGAUGACCUGGAGGACAUGAAACCGCUGUAAUUGUCAAAACAGCUUCAUGCAUCUUGGUAAUUCCGAAAUUGUCAAUGAAACUGUAAAAAAAAAAAAAACAUGUCAGAGAAAACAACUAAUUAAAAUGAACGAUUUAUGAAAUCCUGUGCAUCACCUUUCCCUCAAGCCUCUUUUGAAGCCAAAGAAUACUUCUAACAGAUCACAUUCCAACUGCAAACAUAAGCACUCAGCAGAUAUGAGUAAAUAGAGAGGCGCUAGUGAGAGUUUCAGGACAUUUACCUCUCUCUUCCCAUUUCUUUCUUUCAUCUUAGGAGUAUGAAUUUGGAAUCUUUUGUGUUGUGUUAGCUCAAGGCAUUGUGCCUCUUACAUUAAUUUGACACCUUUAAGUUGUAGCAAUAUUGCUCGUAUAGGUGGAGGAAAUCUAGAAAAGUCAGCAAAUUCAUAAAAAAAUGCAUUUUUGCUAGUCACCAUAAGCUAGGUCAUAAUUUUGACAAGGCUUCAAUGCACCUAUUACUGCGACAUUAUGGCAACCUAAAUGGGUUUCUUCAUUCUUAGCAUAACUAUUCAAGCUCGCUCAUCACCCAUGUGGCACAGAGUGCUUCGUGUUUCACUGAUCAUCUUGAAGCAUUUUGCAGAAAUAGCAGAACUGCUAUUCUAAUGAAAAAACAUGAAACUCCAGAGGACUGGAACUGGCACAGUCUAAGGGUAGUUUUGAGGACUCAUUCCAAAAGACUGAGGUAAUGUUCAAUAGCCUAGCAAGAAAACAAGAGUUCAUGGUUGGUAGUCAGCCUAUCAGCAGUUUGCAGAAGUGCAUUUAUCUAGACUAAGUACUAGUCACGAGGUAGCCACAUUAUCAGAAGGAAACUUCCAGACAAAUAAAAAUGUGUUGGAGUGCAUAUGGCAGGCCUUAUAAAUUUAGGAUCAACUGGUUACCAGUGUCCUGGAUGUAUGAAACUCUGAUAUAUUGAAUUAUUGUCUAUACAUAAUGCUUGCAACAUCCCCUUGAAGAUCUCAUAUGGAUGCACUGUACUAAACGUGUAUUGAACUUUCAUUCACCGCCACAUACAGGGGCCAAGAUGAAAUAAAUGUCUUCCUCCCUCAAUAUAUCAAAUGGUGCGUCAUGCUGCACCCCUGAAAGUGCACUUUUGAGGCCUGCAAUCAUUUCUUGCGCCGUCGGAAAUAUUAAUUGUCGAUGAAACUGCACUGUUUCGGCAGAUGCUGUGAAGCAACACACUGACUGUGAAGGAUAGUACAUGCCACGGAGGAAGAAUGAGCAAAAUGUGUGUGUCGCUGCAAGUGGCCAUUCGUUAUCAGCAAGAGCAAAUCAACACACUGCUUCAAGAAUACAAAGAGCCUUCCAGUCUGAUACACAUUCCACAAGAAAGCGUGGAUGACAUUGAGUCGUUUCACUGAGUCACUCUGGGCAUAGGAUGCCAAACUGGACAUGUUUGCUUCAGCAGGUUUUUCUUUUUUAUGCAACCAGGAGUUCCUGCAAAUGGCAUUUUAAGGUUGCGUGAGUGGCCAUAACAAGGCCAACCCCAACCCCCAUUUGGACACAUUUUUGCUUUAGUUUGGAUUUAACAAAACCACCACCUGCCACAUCCGCGAUUCAGUAGUCCUUGCGGAAAGACCAAUCGGAAGAGCAGCGCACAAGACUCAUCGCGUUGCGAUUUCCGCGCUGAACGCUUUUUCCUUGCACUCGUAGGAUUACAUGUGAGUGGGAAUGCUGAAUUUUUUUAAAGCCACUUUGAACUCUAGCAGCAGCAGCCUAAAUCAACUCAUUGCUAACGUGGGAUGAUUAGCUGUGAACAAUGCAUUGUAACGGACACACAAAGCAUGUUGAUGUGUGAUUUGCAGUACAAGUGCACUGGUGGUGGCACAUCACAUAUCUAUAUAGGUUGGUUUGCUUCUGCACUGCGUCCAUAUUCAUCUUAGCCUGAAUAAAAAUGUGCUACAAGCACUUCAACGUGUGUGUGACAUACUGUGGUUGCUACGACUUGCAGCAGGGUGACGCAGCUGUUUAAAGUUGGCGCUGCGAUCAGUAUAUCAAAGACCACUCCGCAACGUGAGUGAUUUACGGCAUUUGUCGGCAAAAAAAAAAAAAAAGCAAUCUUUUGUGUGUUCGACACAGCCUUGGAAAAACAAAUCGAUAAAUUCCCGCUUUUCACAAUUUUGAGAAGCUGCCUAAGACGUGUGGAGUUUUCAGGCGUAUUUUCGAAUUGAUGUGUCAAAAUGGGUACUUUCCCAUCUCCUUCGAAUUAAAUAUAUCUAGUAUUCACUGUAUACAAUCGGUGCUUUCUACAUGCAUACUAGCCUGUCGUGCUGGAACUUGGACAGUAAAUGAUGAAACUUAGAGAAGAACCUAAGGACUGCACAGCAAGCAGAGGAACAGAAAAUUAUCUAUAUAACAUUAAGUGAGAAGAAAACAGUGCUGUUGAUUAGGGACAGGCUAAUCAAGUCUAUUUGAAUGAAAGAGCAAAUAUGGGGAGCUGAUAAUCUAGUCAAGAGUAAUAGGGCAUAUACAGUAAUAGAUGACCACCAGGAGAAGGAAAAUGUAGUUGAGAACGGCAGCAGAUUAAAUGAUGUGAUUUUAGCGAAUUUGCUAGCAUAGAAUAGAGUUCGCUUGUGGAAGACAGAGGUAUGUGGCGAUUGCUGGGAGAGGUUUUCGUACUGAAGACAAGGCCAAAAAACCACAGAGGGCAGCAAUGUGAGACCGGGUGCACGCAUUUCACAAACACUAACUAGAUGACAAGGCCAACACUGAAGCCUGGAGAAUUGCAGACAAUAAGUGUGAGUGACUGGAAAAGCAGGGAAAAGUGGAAAAGUUUUACAGAGCAAGAUUUCUGAUCAAAGUAUGCAGACCGGUACUUAACAGGUGCUUCACAUACAAGCAAGUUCAGUGCAAAGGGGCACCACUCGUGGUAUCACAACAGUGUGGGAUUGCUGCCGGUAGGGUGUGUGAAAUAACUUGACACACUUGUUUUAAGAAAAGGACCCUACGGUCUUAAGAAAUGGUGCUUUUUGUGGGGGAUGGAGUGAAAAUAGACAUUACAAACAUCGUGGAUAUGAUACAGUUACUAUUUUUAAUGUCAUUUAAUAGUUUUACUGAUUAGAAGCCUGUGGCCUAUAACUGCCUGCUGCAGUAGUUUGGUAAAGGAGCCCAAGGGUGACAGGUAGUGUGCUGCAUCCUUCUUUAUUUUUUUUAUGACAUGUAUGAAAUCAUUGCCAAAAAAUGUUCCUUGCAGCCACUUCACUUGAAAGCCAUAUUAGGGUCACAUUUCACCUACAAUCUUGGUCUGGACAGUGUGCAGUGUGACAUAAACAGAUGCACAUGAAAAUUACGUCUGACACACACAUUCCAUAUGGUUGCCACUUUAUGCAUGACUCCCCUUCCCCCUUCAAAGCAGCUUGUUUUCUUUUUUUCUUUUUUUUUAAUCAUGGCAUGCAGUGAAACCAUUUUUGAUCUCUUAAAGUAACAGUAUUGUGUCUCUGAUCUAAUGUUUUGGGAGUGCUAUAUUGAAUUUUUCUUGCAACCGUUACAAGGCUCAAGAAGAAAUGGUGGUAACAGGUCAGUUCCUUUGAUUAAGCUAUUUUUAAUUGAGAGUAUAUUUUUAUCUGUGUAUAUCAUAUCUACACUCUGUUAAGUGCUUUGAACUGGUUCUUUUAGCCGAAUUGACCCAACCUGCGAGUUUUGCUGGUCCAUAGCAGUGAACUUGAGUGUGCAAAUAUGCGAACUGAAAAUUUUCCUUCUCAUUAAGUGCUCUUCGACGAUCUCGCAAAUGUUUCAUUUUUGGUUAUAUAUUAUACACACUUGCAGACCUUGCUGUAAAGGAUACUCUUGACCAAGCUUCUUAUUAGUUUUAUAUUAGUUGCAUGUGAGCUGGUGUUCAUUGGAUCUGCAAUGUCAGUUUCAGGAAUCAUGUGCUUCAUGUGCAGUCAUACCUCAUCAUAAUGAAUCAGCAUUAUAAGCAAAAGUGUCUCCAGUAUAUUCUAUGUUUUCCCAAUGAAUGUGGAGAUCUAUAUUAGAGAGAAUAGAUAUGCGAGGAUGCCCAUGCAAAGAUAGCCUAAGGCACAGAGAAACUGUUCUAAAACAGAAAAAAAAGACAUUCUGCUGUCAAUUACUGACCCCAUUACAAGUACAUAAUUCGCAGUCUGUUGCUAAAAUGCAAAGGCCCCCGCUGUCGUCGCCACCAGCUCCUGUGUUUAUGUGGCGAGUCAUGUGAUCUGGUCAUGCCGACAAGGAAAAAAACAAGAAAAUAUUUCGAGUUCUUCGUUUCAUUUUUUCGGCUGACAUUUGUCCACAGGAAUAUUAGGCUUUAAUCUUGCUGCCACUAGAGGCAGGUGACUAGCUUCACCUUACGCAAGCUGGCAUGCUUCUUCAAUGAGUGAUGGCCCCUUACAUUAUUGUGUCAAGAUCUUACACAGAUGUCGCUCUUAAGUGCAAGAAAGAAAAUUAAGCAUAAUUUUCAACUGCAUUCAUGCACUGCUUAUGCAGUUGGUAAGCACAUUCAUUGCCUUUGCAGGCAGUACAAUUUAAGCUGCACGUUUGCUUUGCCAUAAUCAAAACCAAAUCAGUUCUUGUUCUCUUUGGCUUCAUCAUGAUGUACAAUUCCUGUUUAAGCAAACCGUGACCAGUCAUACUUCAGAUUUGUUUUAUUGCAUGCAAUAAUCCGCUACAGCAGUGUUCUUUAUAAUGAGGUUCUGCUGUACUUGUGGUUGAGCAUCAUUCUGUACACUUACUUUUUCUGAAUUUUUGAAGGGGACAUUUUAGCAAGAAAACAGAAAGAAUGAUAAACAAGAGAUUUAUUUUCUAGUCGCGCAAUAAAGAACAUGCUAAAGCCUAGCCAGAGAGCCUAAUAAUUAAUGGGCCUUUAACCUGCUAAGUACAUGAAUGGACUUGGAUGUGUCAGUGUAGUCUUUGUUUUAGUUGAUUGUUGGUCUUUCCUGGUCAAUAUGCUUUGCAGAACAUAAAUAUCAGCAAUAGUGUUACUUCUUAUUUGCAGAGUCACUUUGAGCUUGUUUAAUGAUGACUUUGCUUGCAGCAUUCAAUUAUGAAUGGCACUGCAUGUUGGCAUAUCAAAGUAUUUUAUUAUGUAUGUAUGAUUUAUGCAUUCUUUGUGUAUCUGAAGAACUUCGCUCUAGUAUGAUGUUGCUUACAUGUUGGAGAUUGGUUGGUAUAAAGUACUCUUCUGCUUAACCGCUGG